Exophiala oligosperma is the source of this 1854-nucleotide messenger RNA. RefSeq lists its product as uncharacterized. NCBI's taxonomy places the organism in Eukaryota, Fungi, Ascomycota, Eurotiomycetes, Chaetothyriales, Herpotrichiellaceae. The record is from RefSeq and is a predicted model, not a curated record. Gene Ontology annotation, molecular function: oxidoreductase activity, acting on CH-OH group of donors; flavin adenine dinucleotide binding. The coding region runs from base 1 to 1854 and encodes 617 amino acids. The transcript has 4 exons.
AUGGCGGGGAGCGUUUGCACUGCUGACGAGUUUGUCCGCCAUACCUAUGACUACCUUAUCUGUGGAGGCGGGACUGCUGGCUUGGUUCUCGCUGCCCGAUUGAGCGAGCAGUCCGACAUUACAGUGGGAGUCAUCGAAGCUGGAAAGAACACUCUCGAUGACCCCAAUGUCCUAACUCCAUUGUUGUUUCCUACCCUCAUAUCGAACCCAGAUUAUGACUGGAUGUACACGACAAGCCCUCAGCAUGGCUGUCACCACCAAGUCCAUUCGAUGCCACGAGGAAAAGGGCUCGGAGGCUCGAGCUCAAUCAACUUCAUGGUCUACGUACGAGGUCAUAAGUCUGAUUACGAUGACUGGGCAGCUUUCGAUGCUCCUGAAUGGGCUUUCUCGAAACUCUUACCCUGCUUCAAAAAGUCAGAACAGCUAGAGGCUCCUGCGAAUGAGGAGGACGCAAGAUCGGUCUCUUCACAAUAUCAUGGUACCACCGGGCCCAUCCACACGAGCUUCAAUGACUGGGGACUUCGAAUCGACAACGAGAUUCUAGAAGCGUUUAAAAGCACCAGCGGAAGAAGCACCAGGCCCUUGGAUCCAUGGUCUGGUGAUCAUGUGGGAUUUUUCACUUCUCUAAGUGUGAUAGAUCGCAAACAGAACAAGGGGACCAGAAGCUACGCUGGAAGUGCAUACCUGGCACCCUCAAUGGAGCGAGCCAACCUGAAGGUCCUGUGUGAGACCACCGUGUCAAAGAUAAUUCUGGACAAUAACGUGGCUGUAGGUGUGAAAGUGCUCCACAAGGGACAAGAACAUUCAGUUCGCACUCGAAGAGAGGUUAUCGCCUCUUGUGGAGUUAUUGGAUCCCCUCAGCUGCUAGAACUAUCUGGCAUCGGAGAUCCCGCUAUUCUUCGAGCAGCAGGAGUUGAAUGUCUUGUACCAAAUCCUGCAGUCGGUACCAAUUUCCAAGACCAUAUUAUCAGUGCAGUUGGCCUAGAACUAAAGAAAGGCGAUUUCUCCCUGGACUCACUUCCUACUUCGCCAGACUUUGAGGCGUUCCAAAAACAAUACAUGACUACUCGGGAAGGCCCACUAGCAUAUGCGCCGGGAACAAUGGGAUUCUUGCCCUUGCAAGCUCUGGUCGAAGAUGCUGAACUCGAAGAGAUGAUAAGGCAAAUCGAACGAACCAAAACCAAUACCGAAUUUCACAAGAAACAGUUGACCCAAGUCAUCGAGCAGCUCAAGAGUCCAACCUCUGCAAAUGUGCAGUACCUUGUUAUUCCUACACAGAUGAAAUUUGAGGAGGGAACUAGUGACCAGUCCAAGCUCUAUGGCAAAUUCCAUGCUGAAGACAAUGAUCGUGUCGCCCUUGCUGUCUGCCUUCAAUAUCCAGCGUCCCGUGGCACUGUGCACAUUACGACCUCGGACCCUCAAAGAUACCCUCAAAUUGACCCUGGAUAUCUAAGCCACCCAGCAGACGUUAAAGCUCUCGCGGCUUCGGUCAAGUUCGCGGGCAAGGCAAUCGAUUCACUGGUUGACAACGGGAAAAUUGCUCGGCGCGUCUCGCCCGACGUGAACAACGGCCUCGAAGACGAAUCACUCCAAAGAUUUGUAAGAGAGAAUUGUAUCGGUGAAUACCAUGGUAUGGGUACUUGCGCGAUCUCGGAGGUGGUUGACGGUCAUCUGCGGGUCAAGGGCGUCAAAGGCCUGCGAGUUGUUGACGCCAGUGUCUUUCCCAACAAUAUCAGCGCCAAUCUUUUGGCCAGUGUAUAUGCUGUUGCAGAACGGGCUGCUGAGCUUAUCAAGGAAGAUGGGUACCAGGGAGCAUUUGCAAAGCUUGGUCCUGAUGUACAUGCUCACUUGUGA